Symphalangus syndactylus (siamang) is the source of this 1040-nucleotide messenger RNA. It is a transcript of the gene TNNI1, whose product is annotated as troponin I1, slow skeletal type. The record is from RefSeq and is a predicted model, not a curated record. Gene Ontology annotation, biological process: cardiac muscle contraction; skeletal muscle contraction. Gene Ontology annotation, cellular component: troponin complex. NCBI's taxonomy places the organism in Eukaryota, Metazoa, Chordata, Mammalia, Primates, Hylobatidae.
UGCCCCUCACAGUCUGCAGUCUACGGCGAGGCACAGGCCAGCCCAGCUCCACGAGGAUUGAACAAGGUGCUGUCCCACUGCCACCAUGCCGGAAGUGUAAAGAAAACCCAAGAUCACUGCCUCCCGCAAACUCUUGCUGAAGAGCCUGAUGCUGGCCAAGGCCAAGGAAUGCUGGGAGCAGGAGCACGAGGAGCGCGAGGCUGAGAAGGUGCGCUACCUGGCAGAGCGCAUCCCCACGCUGCAGACCCGUGGCCUGUCCCUCAGCGCCCUGCAGGACCUGUGCCGGGAGCUGCAUGCCAAGGUGGAGGUGGUGGAUGAGGAGCGAUACGACAUUGAGGCCAAAUGCCUCCACAACACCAGGGAGAUUAAGGACCUGAAGCUGAAGGUGAUGGACCUCCGUGGGAAGUUCAAGCGCCCGCCCCUGCGUCGGGUCCGUGUCUCGGCUGACGCCAUGCUCCGGGCCCUGCUGGGCUCCAAGCACAAGGUGUCCAUGGAUCUGCGGGCCAACCUCAAGUCUGUGAAGAAGGAAGACACAGAGAAGGAGCGGCCUGUGGAGGUGGGUGACUGGAGGAAGAACGUGGAGGCCAUGUCUGGCAUGGAAGGCCGGAAGAAGAUGUUUGAUGCCGCCAAGUCUCCGACCUCACAGUAGAGGCCAGCUUGCUGUGCUGCACUCUGAGCUCCUGCUUCAUGCUUCUUCUCCAACCCAGCUCACUCACCUCUCUGCCUGUGUCUGGAGCAUCCCUUCCCACCUCUCCCCCACUUCUUCCCUCCAGCCUGCAUGCCCUCCUCUGGAACUGGGAUUAAACAGAUAUCCAAGAGGCAGGAAAAACGCGAGUGUCUGAAGACCUCACCCUGGCAGGGUGGGCUUCCACCCACCCAUGAGGCACCUGGGGCUUCUCAGCCACCCCGUGGUGUAACAAGUGGAGGAGGAGGAGGGAGUGAGAACACCUUUCCUCCAGCCCUGUGCCACACCCCUUCUAUGUGUGUACAGUGUCCACAGGCAUCACAGCUUCUUCAUUAAAAACUCAGUUUCCUGGUCA